AUGGCAAACUACUUUAAGUGUAGUACAUCAAGAUUGUGCGAAGCAAAGAAAAUAAUUGAGAAAAACCCAAAGAAUGAGAACUAUUUAUUGGUGUCUUAUUCUGGUGAACACAACCAUAAACCUCCUACAUAUCGUAGAUCUCUUGCUUUAUAUAACAAUAGUUCCAAAAACAAACUUCCAAAAAGCAUAAAUAUUGUGCCCAAAGCAUUAAACUUGAAUGCAUCAUCGUCCUCGUCCAAGCGUGCUAAGCAUUUAAAAGUUGACAUUUCUUCAAUUAGUCAAACUGCAGCUACACUUGAAAUUGAGAGAAAUAAUAAAAUGGUUGAUGUUGUCAAAGAGAACAAAGACGAUGGUGAAGAGGAAGAGAAUGCGUAUGGCAAUUUUUUCAUGGGGUUUGAAGAAUUCCAAGAAGUUACUGCUUCCAUCUUAUGGGAAUGA
Solanum stenotomum is the source of this 438-nucleotide messenger RNA. RefSeq names its product probable WRKY transcription factor 27. The record is from RefSeq and is a predicted model, not a curated record. The coding region runs from base 1 to 438 and encodes 145 amino acids. Gene Ontology annotation, cellular component: nucleus. Gene Ontology annotation, biological process: regulation of DNA-templated transcription. The transcript is spliced from 2 exons. Gene Ontology annotation, molecular function: DNA-binding transcription factor activity; transcription cis-regulatory region binding. Lineage: Eukaryota; Viridiplantae; Streptophyta; Magnoliopsida; Solanales; Solanaceae.